AUGUCUGACAGUUCAAGUAUCUCGUACAGCUUGUCGACUCCAUUGAGCUCCAGCUGUCCAACUUCUCCAGUCGCAUUAGGUCCAGCAACACACGCAAUUUCGCAAAGGGCUUCGAGCGUCGCCUCUCGCAUCGUAUUUGUAACCGGCAACAAAGACAAGCUGCGAGAAGUAGUGGCGAUAUUGGGCAAGAUACCUGGUUUCGAAUUGGAUAACCGUGCAGUGGAGCUGGUGGAGCCCCAGGGUGAAAGCGACGCCGUCUGUCAGACCAAAUGUGAGACUGCUGCACGCCUAGUGGGUGGCCCGGGGCUGGUGGAGGAUACAUCACUGUGCUUCAAUGCCCUUGGCGGCCUACCCAGACCCUACGUCAAGUGGUUCCUCGACAAGAUCGGCUCCAAGGGACUCCAUCGCAUGCUGGCGGUUGGUGGCGGCAUCAGCCUAUAUGUUGUUCCACACCCAAUCCUGAGCUGA
Dermacentor andersoni is the source of this 468-nucleotide messenger RNA. The record is from RefSeq and is a predicted model, not a curated record. Lineage: Eukaryota; Metazoa; Arthropoda; Arachnida; Ixodida; Ixodidae.